CGCCUGGCGGCUCCAGCGGGAGGCUCUGCGCUCGCUCCCUCCCGCAGCCGGCUUCAGGAGGAGGCGGCAGGGAAGGAGGGAGCGGCAGCGGCUCGCAGCCCGCCCGGGCCCUCCGGUUCUUGGCCUCUUCCUGCUGGUGUCCAACACACAAUAGAUUUUCCAAAUAGUGUUCAGCAGUUGACUGCAGUAGAACAGAUACAAGAUGGAGGAAUCAUACAAAGACAGGACUUCAUUAGUGAAAGGGGCAAAAGAUAUUGCCAAAGAGGUAAAGAGACAAGCUGUGAAAAAAGUGAAUAAGGCUGUUGACAAAGCUCAGGAUGGCUACACACAGAGGUCUUACAGUCGAUUCCAGGACGAGGAAGAUGAUGAUGAUUACUAUGUCCAAGGAGGAAAUUAUGGUGUGGAAGCUAAUGAUGAUGAAGGAUCAAGUGAAGCAACUGAAGGGCACGAUGAAGAUGAUGAAAUUUAUGAAGGGGAGUAUCAGGGAAUCCCCAACAUGGGGCAGGGCAAAGAUGGCAUGGUGGCCUUAGGGCAACCUGUGCGUGAUGAGUAUAAAGAUCGUCAUGAACUGGAAACAGAAAGGAAAGCUGAUGAAGAAGAAUUAGCACAGCAGUACGAACUGAUAAUACAAGAAUGUGGCCAUGGUCGAUUCCAGUGGGCCCUGUUUUUUGUUUUGGGAAUGGCUCUAAUGGCUGAUGGAGUGGAAGUUUUUGUGGUUGGAUUUGUGUUGCCCAGUGCUGAGACAGAUAUGUGUAUACCCAAUUCUGGAUCAGGAUGGCUCGGUAGCAUAGUGUACCUUGGGAUGAUGGUGGGGGCAUUCUUCUGGGGAGGCUUGGCAGACAAGGUGGGAAGGAGACAGUCACUCCUGAUAUGCAUGUCUAUCAAUGGAUUCUUUGCCUUCCUUUCAUCAUUUGUCCAGGGGUAUGGCUUCUUCCUCUUCUGUCGUUUGUUUUCUGGAUUUGGGAUUGGUGGAGCUGUGCCAACAGUCUUCUCCUAUUUUUCGGAAGUGCUUGCUCGGGAGAAACGAGGAGAACACCUGAGUUGGCUCUGUAUGUUUUGGAUGAUUGGUGGUAUCUAUGCUUCUGCAAUGGCUUGGGCAAUCAUUCCUCAUUAUGGAUGGAGUUUCAGCAUGGGAUCUGCUUAUCAGUUUCAUAGUUGGAGAGUAUUUGUGAUCGUCUGUGCAUUGCCCUGUGUCUCUUCUGUGGUAGCCCUCACCUUUAUGCCAGAAAGUCCACGGUUCUUGCUGGAGAUUGGAAAACAUGAUGAAGCUUGGAUGAUACUCAAGCAAAUUCACGACACAAACAUGCGAGCUCGUGGUCAGCCUGAGAAAGUCUUCACAGUUAACAGAAUUAAAACUCCAAAGCAGAUAGAUGAGCUCAUAGAAAUAGAGAGUGAUACAGGAACUUGGUACAGGAGGUGUUUUGUUAGAAUUCGCACAGAGCUAUAUGGUAUUUGGUUGACUUUCAUGAGAUGCUUCAACUACCCAGUAAAGGACAAUACAGUCAAGCUCACAAUCGUGUGGUUCACCCUGUCCUUUGGCUACAAUGGCUUAUCUGUCUGGUUUCCUGAUGUCAUUAAACACCUUCAAUCAGAUGAGUAUGCAUCCCGAGUGAAACUUUUCCGCAACGAGGAGGUUUCAAAUUUUGUCUUCAACUUUACACUGGAAAAUCAAAUUCAUAGCAGCGGAGAAUACAUCAAUGACAGGUUUGUCAUGAUGAAGUUUAAAUCAGUAACCUUUGAAGAUUCACUUUUUAAGAACUGUGUGUUUGAAGACAUAACUUCCCUGAAUACAUACUUCAGGAACUGCACUUUUGUGAAUACCACCUUCUACAACACAGAUCUCGAGCAAUAUAAAUUUGUUGACAGUGAUUUUAUAAAUUGCACAUUUUUUCACAUCAGGACAGGAUGCCAGAUUUCCUUUGAUGAUGACUAUAGUGCCUACUGGAUUUAUUUUGUUAAUUUUCUGGGAACGUUGGCAGUGUUACCAGGGAACAUUGUUUCUGCUCUUCUGAUGGAUAGAAUUGGACGUUUAACAAUGCUAGGUGGUUCCAUGGUUCUCUCUGGCAUAAGCUGUUUCUUUCUGUGGUUUGGGACCAGUGAAUCCAUGAUGAUAGGUAUGUUGUGCCUCUAUAAUGGCCUCACCAUCUCAGCCUGGAACUCUCUUGAUGUCAUUACUGUAGAGCUGUAUCCUACAGACAGAAGGGCAACCGGCUUUGGCUUUUUGAAUGCACUAUGCAAAGCAGCAGCUGUACUUGGAAACUUGAUAUUUGGUUCCCUUGUUGGUAUCACCAAAGCAAUCCCUAUUCUCCUUGCUUCUACUGUUCUAGUAUGUGGAGGUCUGGUAGGACUUCGACUUCCUGACACAAGAACCCAGGUGUUAAUGUAACAGGGAAAAGCCAUUUUCUGUUUCUUUUUUCUUUGUACAAAUGUCAGGUCUCCUGUUUGGUGGUGCAAAGGCUUCAGAUUAUUAGUGCUUGGUUGAGUGUUCGGAUGGCAGAAACCAAACACGGGUGUGUGGAGUAGCAGAAAUCUAAAGACAACUCUGAAAAUUUUAGAUUUCUCAUUCAAUUGCUUGCAUAUUUUGCUAUUUAGAACUAUUUCACUUCAAACAGCAAGGCUAACUCCAAAAACUUUCAAUGAAAUGUCCAGGAAGAUAAAAAACAUAUUGAUAAUUUGAUAUUUAAAAUGCAAACAGUCAUAUUUCUUAAAAACACAUGCUAAAUUUGGCCAUGGCCCUAUGAGCUCUUGUAGCAGUGAAGCCAUGCAAAUCAAUUACUUGAGAAUGUUAUGUGUAUCAAUGCAUGCAGCAGCAAUCAGGAAUCUGUGCAGAGUGCAUUGGUACUGAAAAUGCUGACAUUCAAUAGCCAAGUUUAUUAAUAAAAAAUUCUACAUUUUAAGCCGGAGGCUUGGACAAAAGCGUCAGUGGCUCUUCAUUGGGAAACAGCUUUAGGUAGAUACAAUCUAAAGCAAAGCUUACCAUCUAUACCCCAUAUUUGUUGAGAAGAAGGCAGCAGCUGUUGUGGGGAGAUGAAAGGCCUAACGUGAGUUAGGAUAAUGAGAUUAAUAAAAUAAGCACUUUCACUCUUCUCUGCUAGUCCACCAGAAAAAGAAAUAAAUAAAUAAAAAUAAAAAGAAAGAAAAAAAGUUUUCAUCUAAUUUGUGGCAUCUGCAGUAUUUUUUCCAUUUUAAAACAGAGAAUGCGUCUGAUUGAGUGAGGUGACUCAAUGCAAAAAACAUUAUUUACGCUGUUGAAUCAUAGAAUCAUAGAAUCACAAGGUUGGAAAGGACCUACAGGAUCAUCUAGUCCAACCAUGCAAGUAUGCAUCAAACCAUGCAAAUGUUGCACCAAACCGUGCAAGUAUGAAUCAAAGAAAAAUCAAACCAAUGAAUUGGAAAAAGAGCAAGAUGCUGUCAGAAAAGCUUAUUUGGUAUUUACAUUUUUCUUUGGAAUUUACACUUCAAAUGCAAGUUUCUUUGUCAGAGAAUACCACCUUAAAUUUAGUCAGGUCAUAACUUCAGGGUAAUCUAAUUAAAAUCUCUCAAAACAUUUUUGUAAAAUAUUAAAACAAAGAAAAGCAAUAAUAAAAACACCUGAAUUAAUUUCAUAGCUUAUACCCUCCUUCAUAUAACCAUAUACUCAUGAUUUUUAAUAUCCUAGAGAUACAUCAGUGUAUAAUGAUAAUAUCUCUCUGAAAUGCCGUUAAGAAAAAAACAGUGUCAAGUCUGCAGGGAUUGGUCAUAAGACAGAAUGUAAGUAUGGCAAAUAAAUGCUAACAAAAAAGUUCCUUAUAAGCCAUAUGCUAUGAAUUGUUUCAGAUUGCAAUAAAACCAUCCCCACCAGUUCUGCUGCCCUGUAAAACGCUAUCAGAUCUCUUUAAAAUGUUAGCAUUCAAAUUAAAUGUAGAUACAGUGGACAAAGGGAGCACAUUCCCCUGAUGACAGAAACUGGCUUUACUUUCAGUGAAGCUAUGACCUAGCUGUAUUUUUAAUUUCCACAGAAUAACUUUCAUGUAAAUCAUAAGGGAAAAUUUAUCAGUGCUUUUUCUAAUCAUGUCUCACUACUUUCAUUAGGUGACUGAAUCAUUGCCAAAGAAAUUAGGCUUUCAGAUAAGGUCUGUAUAGUAAACUAGAUUUUUCAUGACUUUUUCUUUCUCCUAUGCAGGAAGUAGUAGUAUUUAUCCCUGCAUUUUGUCAAUUGUCAUCUUAGUUAUUUUGAAAAAGUAAGUAGAAGAUGGUAAAAACGUCCAAGACCAUCUAUCACAUUUAAAGUUUACUGCUUGAUUUACAGAAUAUGGAAGUUUCAGUUUUGAAUAAAUUCUUCUGUGUUGUAACACCAUAAGAUGAACCCAAGAUGGGGUUUCCGCUGUUAACAAAUGACUAAAGUGACUAAAUUAAAAAAGCAACUGAAAACUAGUGGCCAUUUUUUUUUUAUGUUGAUAAUUAAAAUAUUGUAUAUCAAGAAUUUUAGUAAGUUUAUUUUACAAUAUAAACAGUCCAAAUGCCCAAGAUAAAAUAUUUUAUAAUUAAAUCUUAUUUUAACAUGUCUUUUAAAUUUCUAAAUAUAUUUCAAAAAAGGAAGAAUUGUGUUUCAUAAAGGUAAGAAUAAAAGUCUGGCCUUAGAUUAGCUUCUGUGGCUUUUGUCCACUAGUCGGAAUCCUUACAGCACUUCAAGUCUAUCCUUCCUCAUAAGAAUUAUAUUUGCUUUUGGCUGUAUUUCUCUGUGCCAUUCAUUAGUUACAUGUGCCCACUUCCUUGUAUUUACUCUACAUCUUAUUUGAAAUCUGAAGCCUUUGUACAUGUCUGGAAUGAGCCUCAACAGCAGUGAUAAAAAAUUACAUUGUUUUAUUCUGCACUGUACUCUUCAAAUUCUGUCCAACUGUAUGUAACACUGAAGAACAUCCUGACCGUACCAUAUGAUAAUUGUGAAGGAAAUGGGCCAUAGGACAAUAACAUUCAACUUUCAAGGUUCUGGUUAAACAUUAAUACACUGAAAUCUCAUCACUUUAGAAAGUAUGCUAUUUGCAGUGCUGAUUCUUGUCCUAAACCUUAGCCACAUCAUGAGUAUAUAAUUUAGUCUGAAUUUAGUGAAGUGAGCAGCCUGAGAUCCUGUUUGGAACAUAUUAAUAGCAGGGAUAAGACAAAGAAAGUAACCAACACAUGGACCUUGCUUGGUGCAGGAUUAGAGUGAUUGAUCUGAAGUAGGAAAAUGAAAAAGGAGAACAAUAUGUAGAAGAAAGGUGAAAAAGUAAGCAAAAGAGAAAAAUUAUGCAAAAGUCCACAAAUAUUUCCAACAUACUAAACAAAACCUGAAGCUGGAAUCUUCCUAGCUGGUGAGCCAGUUGGCUCAAGAUUGUUGAAACUGUGUGUGAGCCAGCAUGACAGCUGUUUGCACAAUCAAGUGGUUUGGUCUUGAAUGCAGUGGAGAUCUACUCCAUGAAGACAAAAUGAGUUAAUGCCAUUUCAAACUACGAGUACUUGAUUACAUACUUAUAAUCGACAGUUUGGAAUGGAAAAAAAUGAUCUGGAUGCAAAUGUUAUUUUGGUUAUACACUGAACUUAUUUGUCUUGUCUUUAGUGAAUUUUUCUCUUUUGCAGUUUCCAAAGUGAUCUCAGGUAAUAAAUAUUGGACAGUAUGAAUUUUGCUUUCUUUCUAACCCCAUUCAUUUAUAUCUCAUGCAAAGGGUCACGUAAGAGGUCAUGUGCAUAUACUUUCAAAACAGAAUAAAAUACCAUAAUGGUCACUGUUUUUAAUUGUGAAAACACCAGCAAAAUAGACUGAAUGCAUUGAUUUUUGCCAGAUAUAUUUUACUUAUGUUAGUUUUUACUCAUGACAAGUUGACAGAAAAGCUUAACUUAGCAGACUCCUUUUUCUUGAAAGCAUGUUAUUCGUUGUGUUUGUACAUUUUAACCAGGCUGAAUAUAGUCAUGUCAUUUAGAAGCAAGCAUUACAAUAUAUUUCAUUGACUGCUGAGUACAGACUCCUAACAAUGGAACUAGCUAGGAGUACGUUCUUAGGGUCACCUUCCUUCCUGCUUGAAUUUAGCUGGUAACCUUACAAAAGUGUGUUCUACAAUUCUAGCCAGUGAUAAAGCAUUAGACCUCGUUCCUGAUGGGUACACUAGUCCACUAUCCUCUUAGGAAAGUAGAGCAUCAUAUGGCUGCUAAGUCAGUUCUUGCUCUUUCUUCUCAUAUAAUUUGAUUCCUUUCAUCCCGAAUUGUUCUUCUUAGUAGAGCACCAACUUUAAAGAAUUAAAACCCACUGCUCAUGCUCUCAAUUGCUUCUGACUUUUUGGUAACAUUCAGUAACAUAGUUUGACACACAGCUUUGGAAUUUUAAACUAAGAUGGAAAAUGAAGUCCUUCAGAAAAUCUCACUUUUUUGAAGGAACAAGACUACAUAUUUCUCUAGAUAUCUCUCCGAGACCUACAACAUAUGGUUACCUAUUGCAGACCAGCAUCUCUGAGAUGAUUUAAGAUCAAAUUGAAAAAAGCAGUCAGCAGUUUCUUCUUUCUGAUGUACUAAGUCACUGCAUUAAAGCAUGAAUGAGCAUGAAGAUCUAUGUAGUAAUCUCACGAUACUACAGUAGUUUUAAAUAUUGAAGGAGUAGGAAGGAACAGGAUAUUCACCAUGGCAACAAAAAUAAAGAAUGCAGGUAGCAGUAACUGAUUUUUAAAAAUUUAGCAUCCCUUGGUUAAGAAUUAGAAGAAAUCAUGAGGCUGGUUUCAGCACACAGAUUAAUUGCAGGCUGAAUGAGAGUAAGUGAAAGUAAAAGAGACCUGCAGGCAGUUUUACCAGUUGAUGAUUUCUAUUUAAUUCAAGUCCUGAGUAGAAUUUCAGAUGUACUGACUGUGCUAAUUUCACAUCACCACUUGAUCCCUCUCUUGCCUCCAAACUGUAUGCAAAAGCCUGCCUUUUCAUGCUGUGUUUUCUGAACAAAGAACACUGAAGACUACUAAUUCAGGCAAAUAACUCAAUAUUUUACAGUGAGAUUAAUGAACAAGAAGGCAGGAAAUGCAGAGGAAAAACAGUCUUUCAAACUUAUUUGAUUCUGGAGCAUGGUUACUGAGCAUAUGUUUUCUUUCAAGACUCCGGAGGAAAUGGAGCAUUUCUGUUCUCACUUCUUGUGUCUUUAACCCCCUGAGUGCAAGGAUUCAUUUUUAAUCUUCUGAUUGAAUUUGCAAUUACAUUUCCAGGUUGCCAAGUAGGAAACAUGGCUUAUAGCUUGUAUUAGCAUGGUAAUGUCUUGGUAACAUCUCUUUCUGACUAACAAAGAUCUUUUUAAAACUUAAUGGUGGGAAAGAGAGAUAAAGUCCAGCACAUAGACAUAUACUGUCUAUAUAGGGAACUGAGGGCUAUGCCAUAUUUCUAAGAACGGGAAUCAGAAGUAGUGCCUCAAGAGCAGGUGUAGACUCCAUCACUGUAGAAGAAUUAAAAAUCAGAGCAUAAUUUCCUCCAAGUGGAGCUUAGCUAAGUGCAGGAACAGGGAGAUUUGUCUGUAUUUCCACUCACUGCACUGCCAGAGCAGCAGGAUGUAAAUAAGGUCCAUUCUGAGAGCUCUUCUUUCUAUUAGUUCAUCCUCCAGUUAUCUGUGAGUUCUGUUUAGGUCUGGUUUACACAUUAGAAAGCUGAUACUUCAGAAGAUGAUGGGGCAGAAAAAUAGUGGAAUCAAAUUAAAUACCAAGAAUCAGUAGGGAGAUUUGAAGUCUUGGGGUUCAAUUGUUUUUAUUUUUGGCAGCUGUUUUCUUUAAAGCCUACCUGCAGCUUUAUAAUACAGUUGUACUGAAUUAUUACACCACUAGAGGUGAAUACAUAUACAGGCACAUGUGUGUCUGUGUGAGGAUACAUGCAUACACACAGACACAACACAGGUUGAUGUAGGAUCUAAGCAUUACUUUCUGCAUUAUGCAUUAUUCUUGGAGCACAAAUACCAUUCUGUUCAUUUCCUUGUGCAAAACCCUUUGCUUAUCCAUGCACAACAUUAAUCAUAAAUGCCAAGAUGCAUCUCAGUUGGGCUUUAGCUUUCUGCCACUGGAGGAGAAAUGAUCUGAAAAGUAAGGUUUGACUUAGCUGUAGCCUUCCACCAGCCACACUGUGCCAAACAGCGAGACAAUGCACCGUACAGAGGAACUGGUCUUGUUUCAGUGACUAGGAGAAACUCUCAGAUAUUUAAGCGCUUUGAGUUUUGUCUUAUUCAAAUAAAAGUCUUAACAAACUUAAUGGGGAUCUUAACAUGUUAACUUCUGUGUAACAUAUGAGAAAAUGUCUGUGUCUUCCUGUACUGUAUGCUUUUCAUUGUUCCUGCAUACAUGCCUGAUGUUGUUAUAGUAAUGUGGUUAUUCUAUUGUUUACUGUUGUUCUUAUCAGCAAUCUUUGACCAGCCUGGAACAGAGCCAUUGCCAGGGUUUCUUUCAUUUAAUGAUUAACAUCCCCAGAGAUCUACUACAAUAGCAUUGCAGUAUAAAUUAAUUCCAGCUACCACCUGAGUAAAUCCAGACUGAAAACUGCAGCAUGUGUGCACACACACUGACACAGAGCUGUGAGAGUAGGGAGAGCUCUGUCAAAAUCUCUGUCAUACACUGCAUUACUCCUUCCCAGUUUUCAGAAUUCUCACUCUGCCUUCUGCUUCUAUGCACAUGUUCUAUAGAACUAAAAAACCUCUAGAGGAAAAUGAAUAUUCCUUUCAGAGGACUUAAAAAUGUGCAGUUGCCAUAGGGAAGCUAACUGCUUUAAUAGUGAGACAAAAACAGCACUGUUUCAAAAAGCGAACAUAUUAAAUACUUAAUUGUGUAUAUUGGCAUGUGGGAGUUUAUGUUGAUGUAAGAGAAAUGAGUUCAUCUAGCCCUUUUUAAUAAACAUGCAUAAAACUAUUCAUGUUUUAAAAGCCUAGCUUUUCCCUGUGAGUGCAGUUCCCCCAAAAAUAACAGUACUUUUAAUAGCAUCCAAUGGUGCAUGUCUAAUGUGUCAAAUAACUUAUUUCAGCCAUUUUUGAAAGAAUGUGAUAAUAAAAUUUCCCAGUAAAUCUUUCCAUUAAUAGAUAUUUUGCUCUCAAAUGCUUAAAAUGUUGACAUCAAAAUUAUGUCCCUUACUUGUUCUCAAACAUACGUGUCAUUUUACUCUAUGUCUUCUUUUGAGAGUGCAGUUUUCUCUGCAAAAUAUAAUACUGCAAAAGUCAGGCAUUAAAGAAGAUCUCUUACAUUGGUGUAACAUGUUGGCAUUGUAAGGUUAUUGAUUUUCUUUAAAACUUGUCAGCAUCCCCUAAUGCUGAACAACAGAAGGGAAAAGUGUAGUUUUUCUUUUUCUUUUUUUUUUCUUUUUUUUUUCUUUUUUUUUGUGUGUGUGUGUGUGUGUGUGUGUGUGUGUGUGUGUGAGCUAUUUCCUCCUCCCAAUUUCUCCUACCAACCUUUCACCCAAAUUGCCAUUUGGGAAUACAAUUUUUCAAGCUGUUUGUAGCAUGCAGUAGUUCAGGUGUGCUAGUAUGCCUAUGUCAUUAAGAAAUUCAUAACCAUUUCUGACAUUUUCAAUUUCUUUACUUGAGAAACCAUGUAGAUGUUGUGUAUAUGGUAAGGGGGUAUUUUGGAGUUGAAUUCCCAUUUAUAAGUUUAAUUUCAUAGGUACUAAUUUACAUCAAGAUCUUGGCAAUGGUCCUGGCCUCUGGUUUUUAAUUUCUUUUUUGUUUCCUGCUACGUGUGAUCUUCUGUGAUGCAGGGUACAGUCAUCACUAUUGUACAUAUGUGUUUGCAUGUGUGCGCAUUGAUAAACUCUCUUUUGGAGUUCCAAAUUUUUCCUUUUAAGUCCAGCUGGUACACUUGUGAACUCAUCUUUCCAGUAUACUCCUCUGUGUCAGAUCGCCAACUACCAAAAUGUUUGACCAAGUGUUUUUAUUAAGUACACUGAGGAAAGUUGUAUGUAUACUUGUGAAAGGGCAUGCUGUGUAGCAUGACUGUGUACAGUAUAAAUCUAUAAAACGUGGAAGUGUUUAUAAAUUUAUCUGCCAAAUAUUUAUCAUCCAUGUAACAAAUGCAAAGUUAUUUAGUGUACAUCAGAUUAAUAAAGGGGCAUUUUUUGCUCUACUAUAUUCAAAUAAAGGUUUGUUUCUGCAGUGAAUGAACAUAAGGUGUGAUAAUAGCCAGAACAUCAUUCUUCACUACUCACAAAAUACUGGAAGCAGUUGUUUUACCUCAAUUCAAGACUCCUAUGGCUUUCUGUUACGUUCUCUUUAGUGCUUGUAAUAGAGGCAGAA
Lagopus muta (rock ptarmigan) is the source of this 10240-nucleotide messenger RNA. It is a transcript of the gene SV2C, whose product is annotated as synaptic vesicle glycoprotein 2C. The record is from RefSeq and is a predicted model, not a curated record. Gene Ontology annotation, molecular function: transmembrane transporter activity. Gene Ontology annotation, cellular component: membrane. The coding region runs from base 203 to 2386 and encodes 727 amino acids. NCBI's taxonomy places the organism in Eukaryota, Metazoa, Chordata, Aves, Galliformes, Phasianidae. The transcript is spliced from 13 exons. Gene Ontology annotation, biological process: transmembrane transport; chemical synaptic transmission.